Molecule: messenger RNA, 703 nt
Organism: Prosopis cineraria
Lineage: Eukaryota; Viridiplantae; Streptophyta; Magnoliopsida; Fabales; Fabaceae
Exons: 2
Coding region: 112-522 (136 amino acids)
Source: RefSeq, a predicted model, not a curated record
AAUCCAGGCCAGAGACAAUUCUCCUCCUUCCAAAAAUCCCAAGCUGUCUGUCCCCAUCAUUGUUAAUGCCCAUGCUUUCCACCUUUUUCCCUCCUUCCUUCCGUCAUCCCUAUGUUCUUCUCUCCAGUCACUGUCAGAGACAAAGCCAUGGAGCAGCAGGCCAGAGAAGAGCUUGGAAUGCUUGAAUCCCUCUACCCAGAUCGCUUCCAGUAUUUGAAGCUCGAGCUCCAGUCCUUCAUUUCUCAACCUCAUCAUCAUCAUCACCAUCACCAUCACCUCUCCUUCCACUCUUCCAUGGCUGACACUCAAGAAUCGAGCAGCUUGAAUCAGAGGAAGAGGAAGAAGAUGAGUCCUAGUGCUGAUGAAGAUUCUGACCAUUGUUACAGAACUGAGAAUUGCUCUGGCAGGUUUGUGAAGAAGAAGAAGAAGAAUAAAGAUAAGGUGGAUUUAUUGCUGGAGAGAGCAGAGGCCUGUCUGAGGAAAAUACGACAGUUUAAGGCAUCCUUACUAUGUAACUCGUGAAAGUAGCUUAAAUGUUUGUGUGGCGUAUGUAAUGAUGGAAAUGUAAACGUAAAUGCAAGCCCAGGUUUAGCAAGCUGCGAAUCUGCUCUAAUAGGUUGGUUCAGCCUCAGUGAUUCUUGUUUUGGUUGGGGUUGUUCAUCUUCGUUUUGGAAAUUGUAAUGGCACAAGGGGCUUCUCCAGA